Messenger RNA from Salmo salar (Atlantic salmon), 4076 nucleotides. Its product is annotated as galanin receptor type 1. Lineage: Eukaryota; Metazoa; Chordata; Actinopteri; Salmoniformes; Salmonidae. The record is from RefSeq and is a predicted model, not a curated record. Gene Ontology annotation, biological process: positive regulation of cytosolic calcium ion concentration; G protein-coupled receptor signaling pathway; negative regulation of adenylate cyclase activity. Gene Ontology annotation, molecular function: galanin receptor activity. Gene Ontology annotation, cellular component: plasma membrane.
GCCAUCCUGCGACUGAGGACGCAUCAGGUGGAGACAGCAACUGCAUUACGCACCAAGAAUAUAUAGAACAGUACACUCUGGGCAGCUAACUUCAGACAUAUUGACAAAAUGUCUCAUAAAAAGUAUCUUCACUUACAUUGUAUCGAAAAACAAUGAGGAACAUUGCAACGAAUUGAGAUACAAUAUUGUGUGAUGGCUGCAUUCAAGAGACUCAAGAGACUUUGAAACAAAUUAUGCUUUAAUUAUCUGAAUAGGCAAAAACGCCUGCCAGCUACUGUCAAACGACCCAGGAAGACAUAAGAAGGCAUUUGUGCCCCAUUCACUUACAUUUGAAAAUAGUUCAGCACUAGAAAAAGUGAUGAACUCGUCUGGUUUGGACAACCUAACCGAAUUUGCACCAUGGUAUGUCAACAGAACGGAUGUCGAGGAGGAAAAUCAGAAACUUUUGUUCGGGAUUGGCAUGGACAACUUCAUUACGCUUUUGGUUUUCGGACUCAUCUUUACACUUGGAGUGUUGGGAAACUCCAUGGUUAUCACGGUGCUGGCCCAUAGUAAACCCGGAAAACCACGGAGCACCACCAACAUAUUCAUCCUCAACCUUAGCAUCGCCGACCUGUCCUACCUGCUUUUCUGCAUCCCUUUUCAGUCAACUAUUUACAUGAUGCCGACAUGGGUUCUAGGUGCCUUCAUCUGCAAGUUUAUUCAUUAUUUCUUCACCGUUUCCAUGCUGGUCAGUAUUUUCACCUUGUCCGCAAUGUCGGUGGACCGCUACAUUGCCAUUGUUCACUCCAGAAAAUCGUCCUCCAUCCGCGUGUCAAAGCACGCUUUGAUCGGAGUGGUGGUCAUUUGGAUACUCUCUUUGGCCAUGGCAGCGCCAGUCGCGGUCAUACACAACAUAUACCAGAGAGACGAGAAUCACACCUACUGCUGGGAAGUGUGGCCGGAUCAAAACCAAAAGAAAGUCUAUGUUGUGUGCACGUUUGUUUUUGGUUAUGUACUGCCCCUGUUGCUGAUUUCGUUCUGUUACGCAAAGGUUUUAAAUCACCUGCACAAAAAACUCAGAAACAUGUCCAAAAAGUCAGAGGCGUCCAAAAAGAAGACUGCCCAGACGGUUCUUGUAGUGGUGGUGGUGUUCUGCCUGUCAUGGCUCCCCCACCAUGUGGUCCACCUGUGGGUGGAGUUCGGCAACUUCCCCUUGACCCAGUGGUCCUUCUUGUUCCGGGUGGCGGCCCACUGCCUGGCCUAUAGCAACUCCUCCGUCAACCCUGUCAUCUAUGCCUUCCUCUCGGAGAACUUCAGAAAGGCCUACAAGCAGGUGUUCAGGUGUCAGAUUACCAACUCCCCUCUCAACGAACUCAAGGAGUUCCGCAGCAAGGUGGACAACACACCACCCUCCACCAACUGCACCAACGUCUGAUUGGAGGUCACCGAGUGCCAGCUCAACUACGGCCAUGAUGAUUGGUUGUUUUCAAGGGGCCUUCUGAGACGUAUAAUGCUAUGAGAUUCCAUGUUUCGAUUCAGAGAUUGUAUGAAGACAAUAUGAGGAAAACUGGAUAUGCACUCAAGCUACAUAGUUCCACAUCAGUGCUGUUCCAUCAUCAGAAUAACGCCACGCCAGACGAUGUGCCAUACUGGACAUACGAUCAUACGUGUAGUGAGCAGCUCUCUUUCUUUCUCUCUUGCUCCCUCCCCUCUUCUAUCUUGCUUUCUCUCUCGUGCUCUCUGUCAUUAUCACAGGAGGAUUGCUGAGUCUGACUCUCAGGAAUAGAAAGAAUGUGGACUUUGAUAUCUCACUGACCAUCUUAUUAUACAUCAAAACUGUGACUGUUUGGUAAUUUGCCUUCUUAUAUGUGCAGAUAUUUUGUGCAUGUGCAUAUUGUUGGUCCUUCUUAAUGCUGUAUUUCUGCUGUCUUAAGUAGCUAUUGAAAUGAGCGUCUAUAAUAUAGCUUCACUCUACACAUUAAAGCCUGAGGUUACUGCUGUAUAUUGUACAUGGUAUGCUAUUAUGGAGUACUUUUGAAUUGUUAAAAAAUAUUAGCUAUUGCUCUAUUAGAUAUUGCCCAGAAUAUAAGAAAUGCACACAGUGUGAUUUUCUCUUUAAAGUUGAAUAUCUUUUUGAAGAGAAAGCUUUUUGUUGAUUGAAUGUAAUGGCCAAUUCUCUUGUUGCGAGUUGCUAAUGUGUAUACAAGGGAAAUGUUGUCCAUAUAACUUAAACCUGUCUUGCAAUCUGUAAUAGAGAGUUUGCAAUGGAAAAAAACACAUGUUGGGAUUUUUAAUAACGCUAUUGUAUAAACUAUUUAAAAAUACUAUAAUGUGUACUCAAUAUAAGCCUACUUUAUCUUAUUUAUUGAAUUGGUGUAUGAUAUGGAAAGCUUAAGUCCAUGUUUUCUGGCGUAUUGUUUUGUGAUGACUUUGGCUUGUACAUUAGAACUUGUACAGGUACCGUAUGUGGUUUUAUCUUAGUGCUGGAUCACUGAGCAACCUUGCUUCAAAGGCAUUGUGUGGGAUCUCGUUACCCUUUGACUUCCAUUUCCCCUCAUCAUUACAGAGUAAACUAAAGAAAAAAUUCAAAGAUCAGAGACUGCCAAGAUUUUGUCUGUGGUAACGACUUACAAUCAGAAGUAAACAGAAAAAACAUAAUUAUUCUCACAAAAGUAUAUCCUGCCCCUUUUCACAGCUAAUACCACAUCCAUGUUUGAUAGUUUAGUAUAUGUGAGAGGGAUUUGAAAAAGUCACUUCUCAUUUUAUGUGUCGAAAGCUAGCUAAUACUUUAAAUAUUUUGUUUGGUUAACAUAAUCCAAUCAGGGAUUGUCUGCUCUAUCAAUCAAUCAAUCAAAUUGAUUUAUAAAGCCCUUUUUUACAUCAGCCGAUGCCACAAAGUACUAUACAGAAACCCAGCCUAAAACCCCAAACAGCAAGCAAUGCAGAUGUAGAAGCACGGUGGCUAGGAACUACUCCCUAGAAAGGCAGGAACCUAGGAAGAAACCUAGAGAGGAACCAGGCUCUGAGGGUUGGCCAGUCCUCUUCUGGCUGUGCCAGGUGGAGGUUAUAACAGAACAUGGCCAAGAUGUUCAAACGUUCAUAGAUGACCAGCAGGGUCAAAUAAUAAUAAUCACAGUGGUUGUAGAUAGAGAACAAGAAUGAAUACAGUAAAAAACAUGGAAGAGACAGCACUUUGGUUAUUUCUAUCCAUGGUACAGGACAAAACUAUCUCAUACAGAUUUGUAUAUAUUUGAGUACUGCCAUGGGAAACUCACUUUGUGUACAUUGUACGGUGUGUGGCUAUCUCCAUAGCGAGGUGCUGUUGCACACUCUUACUUAGCAUAAACAAAUAUCAGUAAUGAACAUCUAGAAUGGGUUAGGUUUAGGCAUGCUAUUAAGUGGUUAGGGUAAGUGGUAGGCAGGGUAAGGUUAAGUUUAGGUAUGCUACUGUAGCAAGUGGUUAAGGUAAGUGUUCGGGUUAGGGUAAGGUUAGAAAACAAGAACAUGCAUGGAGUGGAAACUUCUGCUACUCACAGAUUGCAAAUCCUGCAAUUUACAUUCCCCACAACCAACCAACCAACCACCUUGCAAAUCAACGUGACUCUUGUCAUGUUUUCACUCACCACCACAUAAGGGCGUCAGCAAAUUUACAAUUACACUCAAACUCAGCUGCCCAUAGAAUCGUUGGAACCACUAAUUAUUUCAUUCUGUAUUUACGGAUUAAUGCAACCCAGAGACUACCAAGUGAUAAUCAUGUUAAAUUAUUCCUUUUAAUCCCUCAUUACUCAUUAUCAGUGUGUUUAAUAUUAAUGAAGACUCUCUUGAUGAAUUAAGACUCUUGAUGAUUCUUUCAAUCCCCCACAAUUAGUUUCUGCUCCAGAACACAGUGGAUCAAAUAUUUACUUUCUGGAAUGGAAGAAACUUUCUACACGUGUCACUCUGUAAAAUAUCUAUCCGUAUUUGAAUUUCUAAAAUGUUUGGGCAAAUGUAAAAUGCUUUUUUUUGUGCCAUAUUAUGCUGAAAAAAAUCUACACUUUUAUAAUUUGCCAAUGUAGUGCUUAUACAUGUUCAUAUCACAUUAAACUGUUGAUCAU